Molecule: messenger RNA, 2271 nt
Organism: Argiope bruennichi
Lineage: Eukaryota; Metazoa; Arthropoda; Arachnida; Araneae; Araneidae
Product: AP-2 complex subunit alpha-2-like
Exons: 2
Coding region: 1-2271 (756 amino acids)
Biological process (GO): intracellular protein transport; clathrin-dependent endocytosis
Cellular component (GO): AP-2 adaptor complex; membrane coat
Molecular function (GO): clathrin-cargo adaptor activity
Source: RefSeq, a predicted model, not a curated record
AUGGCGAAUGUUGAAAUGGCAGAAGCUCUUGGGCAACAUGUGUUAUUACUAUUAUUCUCUGGUGAUGCAACUAAUUCUGUGAAACAGAGUGCUGUUUUGUGCAUGCUGCGACUCUUCAGACUUAAAUCGGAUAUCAUUUCUAAAAAAGAAUAUGUAGAUAGGAUAGCAAGUUUUCUAACCGAUCCAGAUUUGGGUAUACUUACUGCAGCAUUAAGUCUGAUUGAAGCUUUAGCUGCAGCAAAUAAGUUAAAUCAAGAAAAUUGUUUCCAUUCGGCUGUACACAGAUUGCAUCGUAUCAUGAAAUAUCCAAGUCUAGACCUUCAAGACUAUAAUUAUUAUUUUGUCCAAGCGCCCUGGUUAUCCGUGAAAUUAUUGAAACUUUUGCAAUAUCUCCCUUUUCCUGCGGAGCCCUCAUCGACAAAAAAUUAUCUCAUAGAAAGCAUCGAACUUAUCUUCAAUAAAGUUCAAGAACCCCCUAAAACUAAGAAAAUUGAACAUCGUAACUGCAGAAAUGCUGUUAUGUUUGAAGCUAUCAAUUAUAUUUAUCAUGUUAAAACAGAAUAUUCUCUUCAAAUGAGAGCAUGCAAUAUUUUAGAUAUGAAUUUGAAACAAAAUGAUUCUAACUUACGAUGUCUUGCGUUAGAAACUAUGCAACUAUUGACAAAAUCAGCCGUUUGUAGCGAAAGAAUAAAACAGCAGCUCAGACCUAUAACAGAUGCUUUAAAAUAUGAAAAUGACAUUUGCAUUCGCAAAAAAGCUGCAGACCUUUUAUACAAUUUAUGUGACGAAAGCAACAUUAAUGAAAUCAUUGAGCAAAUGUUUGAAUAUCUUGAAGACUGUGAUGUGACGUUAAGAGAAGAAGUUGUGCUGAAGAUUGCAGUUUUAGCUGAAAAUCAUUUUUGUGCUCUCGAAUACUAUGUUGAUGUAAUUUUGAAACUUUUAAAGUUUUACGGCGUAUAUGUAACAACAGCUGUUUGGUAUAGGUUUAUUCAUCUUGUUACAAACAACAAGGAAAUAAGAGGUUAUGCAACUAAAACAUUAUUCGAUGCACUUCAGACACAGCCUUAUUCUGAUACCCUCGUUACCGUGGCAGCUUAUAUUCUUGGAGAAUUUGGUAAUUUAAUUGCUGGUGAUGAAAGGUCUAAUCCUAUUAAACAGCUUCGAUUACUUCAUUCGAAUUUUGCAUUUUGUUCCAAAAAGACAAAAGCCAUGCUUCUUACAACAUAUAUGAAAUUUUUUAAUCUUUUCCCUGAAAUCAAACAAAACGUCAAACGCAUAUUUCUCACUAAUCUGAAAGAUUCCGACCCAGAAAUUCAACAGAGAGCUGUAGAGUAUUCCAAAUUAUGUGAAGUUGUAAAUGCAGAUACUUUGGCUGCAAUUUUAGACGAAAUGCCCUGUUUUAAAAAUAAGAUCUUUUCUGUUGACAGUGCUUUGCAAAGAAUGAAAACUAAGUUUACUGAAAUAAGUUUCGAAAAACAAUCCAAGAAUGAAAAAAAAGAGGAUAUUUUAGAAAGAUCUGUUUCAUACAAUGAAGCUAUACAGCAUUAUUCAAUUAACAAACCAACUGAUAAUGACGCUUUCCCUGUUCGAAGUUUAACUGUACCGCAAAAGGCGUAUAUUCCAAACAAUUAUUAUGAUACUCUGGUAGAGGUAUUUAGCGCCAAUAGUCAUGCAUGCCCACCACCAGAAUCUCAAUCCACAUCAACUUUAAUUGUUACCUCAAAUCAGGAAGCAAUUCAAAAUCUUAUUUGGAACAAAAAUGGAGUUUUAUAUGAGAGUAGCAUUCUGCUUAUUUAUGUAGAGAGUGAGUUCCGAAAGUGUAAAGGUAUGAUUCGCUUGAAAUACAAAAACAAAACUUUUCAAGUAAUGAAAAGUUUCGUAUCAUUUUUCCCUAAUGAUAAUGACCAGAAUAAAUUGCAGCUUCGAACGAAACCAUAUUCUACGACUAUACCAGCAACCGAAGAAAUAGUGCAGGAUAUUGAAGUAGAAUGCAUUCAAGAUUUCACUUGCAGACCUGCUUUGUAUUUAAACUUUUUUUGGGAAGGCUUGCAUCAAAAGUUAGAUUUGCAGCUGCCAGUUACUUUAAACAAGUUUAUUGAACCAGUUACAAUGACUUCCGACCAGUUCUUUUCCAAAUGGAACUCCAUGAAACUCUGUAGAGAAUAUUCGGCAACUUUUCCCGCCAAAUAUAUUAUGAAUAAAGAUCUGGUGAAGAAAAAGCUGAAUGGUUUAGGUCUGAGUAUACUUGAAAACAUAGAUAAAAAUUUGUAA